UAAAUAUUGAAUUUAGUGCAAUGCUUCAAUGUAAUAAUAUAAUAUAAUAUUUUAAGUAAUAGUAUUAUGGUUUUUAGAUUUAAAUAUUUUUAUAUAGUUCAAAAUAUGUUCAAUGCUUGUAAGCACUAAAUUGUACUGAGUUGUGAAUAACUGUAAUCUAAAAUCAACACAAUCAUAGGGAUGGAGUAAGAAUCUGUUAAUUCAUAGUGAAGCUACAUAAGCAGUAAGCACCGAACAACAGCUGAAUAUUAAACCAGAAUUCUAGUAUGCCGACGUCUUAAGUUUAUAACCGAUUGUCUCUUUAACGAAUACAAUUAAAACGUCACUUGAUAUGGAAGCUAUUAAAGAAGCGCCCAUCCCAGCAAUGGACAGCUUGACCGCUGCUAUGAAGAACAACAUUGUCCCAAAUCAAGAAUAUUUGUUACAAGGCAGCGUUCUGGACUCAGCUGUUGAGGUUCUGUUGCACAGGUUGCGAGGCCUUUGUGAUAAUGUUGAUUCCGGACCGGAGACAUUCCACGACCACGAAAUGUGUUUUAGCAUAAGAAGUGUAACACCCCAACCGCUCACGCUGAGAGUCAGGAGAGCGAUAGACUAUUUAGACAUGCCAUACCAGCUUCGUUACAUAGGACAGCCCGAACUAGGAGAUAAAUCUAGACCGACGAUCCUACGAAACAGUAUUGAUGUAGCUACUACACCAACAAUAGUAGACUUCCUCACAGAAAUGGGAUUUCGCAUGGAUUUUGAAUACAUUUUACGCGGCUAUAUGUUUCGUAAAGGCAGAAUGAAGAUUACAGUGUCUAAAAUAUUUAAAAUGAUGGUAGUAGGUAAACCUGCUCCGGAGAGUGUCGAUCCAAUAUCCCAGUCAUACCUAGUAGAGUUGAGCGUAUUGGCACCCAGUAAUCAAGAUGCUAUUGCCGAAGAUAUGCGUGUGUUUGCUGAACAACUGAAGCCACUGGUGCACUUGGAAAAAGUUGAUUACAAACGAUUGACACAACCACCGUUGUAAAAAACUAAAUAUUAUUUAAAAAUAAACAAAUAUGAUAUUUAGCUAU
Molecule: messenger RNA, 1052 nt
Organism: Myzus persicae (green peach aphid)
Lineage: Eukaryota; Metazoa; Arthropoda; Insecta; Hemiptera; Aphididae
Gene: MED18
Product: mediator of RNA polymerase II transcription subunit 18
Exons: 6
Coding region: 332-1006 (224 amino acids)
Biological process (GO): regulation of transcription by RNA polymerase II; termination of RNA polymerase II transcription
Cellular component (GO): core mediator complex; mediator complex
Molecular function (GO): transcription coregulator activity
Source: RefSeq, a predicted model, not a curated record